UAAUGUGUGAAAGGAUGGUAACUUAUUAUUUUUUGUCAUCACCACAUUUUGUUUUAAAACGUUCAUUCUCUACCGCUUCAUUAAAAGUUCGAGGAGAUUAUCGUGAGAGACAAGGGUUUAAUUUUGUUGAAAAGAGAGAUGAAAAUAGUCUUCCUUGGACAAACUCUUAUCGUUUGUGGAAGUGGUAUAGACCUGAACAAGAUGCAACGGAGGUUGAAAAUGUUUACAAUGAUGGAAUGUACAGGCAUAAUAAUAAAGUUAUUCAACGUGAACAAAAGACACAAAAUUGGUGGUCGUCUACAAAUGGCAAUGAACAAUACACAACCCUUAAAGAUGGUCGAUACGUUUCUGGUCCAACUCGGGAAGCUUCGAGACAUCUAAAUUUUCGAAAUCAGUCGCAUUCUAACAAUAUGACACGAAUAGAUGACAGUCUGAAUGUACGACGUAGAGGAAAGCUUUUGGAUCCUCAACAGGAAUUUGGAUCAGUACGUGCCAAGCUCAAUCAUAUUCUCUUUGACGAAUAUAUUGGAGGUGAAUGUAGUUUAAGCACUAUACUCGAUUGGGCUGAUCAAAUGCGAAGUUCUAAAGUAGAAGAAACACCUUUAUUAAAUUUAAUUGGAAGAUUGCAAAUGGUGGGACAACAUUCAUUAAUUCCUCCUCUCUACAAUGCGUUUAUAAAAUCUUCUGAAGCUAAACCAUAUGCAAAUCGUCCAGAAAUUUUGCUUCCGGCAAUUGCAAAUGCAUUUCAGGUUUAA
This is a messenger RNA of Meloidogyne enterolobii, 755 nucleotides long. Lineage: Eukaryota; Metazoa; Nematoda; Chromadorea; Rhabditida; Meloidogynidae. The record is from the annotation of a GenBank genome assembly.